AAAUUCUAAACUUAUUUUCCACGUCCAAACACAGUGAAAGUGAAAAAGCAGAGAAGGUGGGCGAGUUGGCCGAGUCUUGAAGCAUAAUCAUCAUCGUGCAUGCAUUUUGUACAUUUUUCAUUUCAAUUUUCAACUCUGCAUGCACACGCUCCCCUUCUCCCUAUCCAACAACCGCCGAUCCAUCUCUCAGCUCGCCGGAAUCCAAUUUCAACUCCAAGUCUUCGACCAUUCCGCCGCUUCCUUCACGGCAAAAUCGCCGAUCCAACACCAAUCCCCCCGCCGCCGAAAAACCAGAGUUGUAGCAGACUCGCCCCCGCCGCCUUCCACUCCUAUCUGCUCAAAUGAAGCAGUUCUGAUUCUGUUCAGCUGAAAGCUGCAAGCUUGAGAAUUUAAGUGCGGAAAUGGAGCGGCGGACUUGCAUGAACGCUGCCUGCGGGACCUCGACGUCGAUCGAGUGGAAGAGAGGUUGGGCUUUGCGAUCUGGCGGAUUCGCCAAUCUCUGUCUCAAGUGCUGGUCUGCAUAUGAGCAAUCAAUUUAUUGUGAUGUUUUCCACUCAAAUGAAUCCGGUUGGAGGGAGUGCGGAGUAUGUGGCAUGCGUCUACAUUGCGGAUGCAUUGCUUCCACGUUACUUCUUGAUCUUCUUGACGGUGGUGGUGUGAAGUGCAUAAAAUGUGCAAAAGAUUCGGGACCUCACCCUAUUUCAAGUGAUGAAAAGCCUGAUGGUCUUGGCACGCCCAAAAUGAGUGAGCUGCAGUCAAAUAUUACAAACAAUCAAUUGGAUGGACAUAGUGUUGAAAAGUUGAAGCUUGUGCAGUUGGGAAAUAAUAAAGAUUGUAAUGGACUUAUGAACUUGCUUCAACUUCGGAACAACGACACAAAAGGGUUAAUGCUCAAAUGGAAACAUGAUGAGGUUCCACCUCCUGGGGGUGAAAUUGGAGGCACAUGUUUUUCAAAUUUCAAUCAGGCAUCCAAUGGAUCAGCUGAAGCUUCCACAGCAGAAGCUUUCAAGGCAAACUUGGGGAUAAAUAAUUUAUAUGAAUCACUUCCACGUACGAAUUUGAGUAUGACCCUCGGUUCACCUUUGGGAAAAGAAAAUCCUUUUCCUAGUGCCAUUGUUGAUGAAGGGGAGCACAGCAUGACAUCCUCUCCACUCCCACCAGGAGCUAGGUCUCGACAUCUUUUUCCAAAGCCUCCCAAAUUGGCCCUUUCCACAGGUUUGGAGGAAAAUUCUACAAUGGUUUCACAUGCACGUGUGGCAAGGCCACCUGCCGAAGGACGGGGACGGAAUCAGCUACUUCCCCGCUAUUGGCCCAGGAUUACAGACCAGGAAUUACAGCAAAUAUCUGGAGAUUCAAAUUCCACAAUUGUUCCUUUGUUUGAAAAAAUGCUAAGUGCCAGUGAUGCUGGUCGAAUUGGUCGUUUGGUGCUCCCUAAAGCUUGUGCUGAAGCAUAUUUUCCUCCCAUCUCUCAACCGGAGGGCCUUCCUUUAAGGAUUCAAGAUGUGAAGGGAAAAGAAUGGGUGUUUCAGUUCAGAUUCUGGCCGAAUAACAACAGUAGGAUGUAUGUUUUGGAGGGUGUGACGCCCUGCAUACAGUCCAUGCAGUUGCAGGCUGGAGAUACUGUGACUUUCAGUCGUAUGGAUCCUGAAGGAAAACUAAUUAUGGGGUUUCGAAAAGCAUCAAAUACUGUUUCAAUGCAGGAUACCCAUCUUACUGCCAUUCAGAAUGGCCCUCACUCAAGUGAAACCUUGUUUUCGGGUGUUUUUGAGAACCUUCCUGUAAUAAGUGGUUACCCUGGCCUUCUUCAGUCACUUAAGGGAAGCAUAGAUCCCCAUCUAAAUGCACUGUCGAAACACUUGACUACAGCUAGUGGUGAUAUUAGCUGGAAUAAAACCGAGAAGCAGGAAGGGAGGACAACGGAAGGAUUGCUGAUGCCAUCAUUAGUUCCUGAGAGGAAAAGAACUAGAAAUAUAGGGUCCAAGAGUAAGAGGUUGCUCAUUGAUAGCCAAGAUGCUCUAGAGCUGAAGCUUACUUGGGAAGAGGCUCAGGAUUUGCUUCGUCCACCUCCAGCUUCCAAGCCAAGCACUGUUGUGAUUGAGGAUCUGGAGUUCGAAGAAUAUGAAGAACCUCCAGUGUUUGGAAAGAGGAGUAUUUUCACAGUCCGGUCAACUGGGGAACAAGAGCAAUGGGUGCAGUGUGAUAGUUGCUCUAAAUGGCGAAGAUUGCCAGCUGAUGCAUUACUUUCAUCUAAGUGGAUAUGCGCAGACAAUGCUUGGGAUCGAAGCAGGUCUUUGUGCUCUAUACCAGAUGAAUUGAGCCCAAGGGAACUGGAAAAUUUUCUCAGAAUGUGUAAGGAAUCCAAGAAAAGGAGAAUAGUGGCAGACCCUAGGCCAACCCCGGAGCACGAAGCUUCUGGCCUUGAUGCUUUGGCCAAUGCUGCAAUACUCGGAGACAGUGUGGCCAAUCCAGAAGCUGCAUCAGUUGCUACAACAACAAAACAUCCCAGGCAUCGUCCUGGCUGCUCAUGCAUUGUGUGCAUCCAGCCCCCAAGUGGAAAGGGCAAACAUAAGCCUACAUGCACAUGCAAUGUGUGCAUGACCGUCAAACGCCGUUUUAAAACCAUGAUGAUCAACAAGAAGAAACGCCAAUCAGAGCGGGAAGCAGAGAUUGCGUACAGAAGCCAGCACACAUGGAACCCUAGGGAUGAAGCAGAAGUAGACAGCACUUCUAGGCUUGUAUCAUCACACUUUGAUCAUUCAGACAACAAGGCCAAGUCUGCAAAUGAAUCAGAAACCAAGAGCCAAAGCAAACUGGCUGAAACUGGGAAGGGAAUACUAGACCUGAAUUCCCAUCCAGGCCGAGAAGGAGACUUACAAGCAGGGCCAGACCAUGUGAGUAUGAUAUCUCUUGUUCAAGUAGCAACUCUUCCUCUUGAGACGUAUAUGAAACACAAUGGUAUUACCAGCUUGAUAUCUGAGCAACAGGAAAGUUCGACAUCACAUGUUCCCCCACAAGCCGCUAAUGAGACUGAGGAACAACUCGAUGAGAAUCGCUGUCCAGAGCAGGAAAGCGGGGGUGAAGAAAGGCCGGAUAAAAGCCAAGAUGACCCUCUAUGAUGAAGUUCCAGGUGUUUUUCUUUUCGAAAUUUUUGUCGACUUGUUUCUUGUAUAAUUACAGACAUUUUGUGCUUGUUUUCUUUUGUUUGCUAAAUGUUUUUAGCUCAGUGUGAAUGUACGUUACAUUAAAAUUAACUUGUAAAUUAAUGUGCCAAAAAUAAGUCUCAAAUUCAAA
Molecule: messenger RNA, 3291 nt
Organism: Pyrus x bretschneideri (Chinese white pear)
Lineage: Eukaryota; Viridiplantae; Streptophyta; Magnoliopsida; Rosales; Rosaceae
Product: B3 domain-containing transcription repressor VAL2
Exons: 13
Coding region: 402-3116 (904 amino acids)
Molecular function (GO): DNA binding; zinc ion binding
Source: RefSeq, a predicted model, not a curated record